UCAGUCACCAAACACACAGCACCACUUGUGGCUCUUAAAAACCUGCUUUCUAUCUACAGCUGUCAAUCCAUCCACUCUCUAUUUCUACCUCUUAUAUCUCUCUCAACACACACUCUCACACGGACACAGAUACGACACAGACACUGACAAAGAAAGUAUUGUUAUGACAGACCUCAGGAUCGGUGAGCUCAGGGUCGACGGAGCAGACACAGAAGCCAGGAAUCACUUGAGUGAAGAAGAGGACGAGGAUUGGAUUAAACUUCUUAUCCACCAGUCCCAGGGGGCCAAAGAGUUUGCCUACUGUCCCUACAGCAUGUUCCGGGUGGGGGCAGCCCUGUUGGCACAUGAUGGAACCAUUUUUACAGGAUGCAAUGUAGAAAAUGCAAGCUACAACCUUGGUCUCUGUGCAGAGAGAACAGCUAUUGCAAAAGCUGUUUCCGAGGGAUACAGAAGUUUUAAGGCUAUUGCCAUUGCCAGUGACCUGGAAGACCAGUUCAUCUCACCAUGUGGAGGUUGCAGACAGUUCAUGCGAGAGUUUGGUGAUCAGUGGUCCGUGUACCUAUCCAAGCCUGAUGGGUCUUAUGUGGAAAUGACUGUAGAAGACCUGCUUCCUGUGUCAUUUGGGCCUGAAGACCUGAAGAAAAAGAGAAUGUUCACCACACAGAAUGGGUCAUAAUAGUAUUCACAAGACAAGAGGAAAAACAAGAAUCAUUCAUAACAGCAUUACAAGUCCAUGAAAUGUCAAUAACCCCUAACCACAUACAUGAAGAAUGUUAGAUUUCCAAUAGGACUACUAUACAAUUUAUUAGUUGAAUAAUGCCAGUGGAUAUUGAUUUGCGCCUCAGAAAUUAGUAAAACGUCUCAAUGUGUUUUCUAACAAGUGUUUGAACAGUAGAUUACAUCAAAUAUUAUUUUGCUACACAGCUCACAUUCACAUUAUGUGUAUGAUUGGAAGUGUUUGAAGUAUCAAUGUUAAAAAAUACUUUAUGUAUUACUCAAGAAUAUUAAAGUGCUUUAGGACAA
This is a messenger RNA of Coregonus clupeaformis (lake whitefish), 1023 nucleotides long. Its product is annotated as cytidine deaminase. NCBI's taxonomy places the organism in Eukaryota, Metazoa, Chordata, Actinopteri, Salmoniformes, Salmonidae. Gene Ontology annotation, molecular function: zinc ion binding; cytidine deaminase activity. The record is from RefSeq and is a predicted model, not a curated record. The transcript is spliced from 4 exons. Gene Ontology annotation, cellular component: cytosol. The coding region runs from base 164 to 676 and encodes 170 amino acids.